AUGAUGCUUUCGCGGAGUGGCAGAGGGUCACUAGUGCGGUGCGUGGCUGUAGCCGUGCGCAGCUUCGCCGCGACAACAUCGCCGUUCCUCUGUUACUCCUCCUCGCGGAGAAAACGCCGUGUGUCUAGCGAUCAGCAUCGCGACAGUCUGCUGUGUCACACGGCAUCAACGACUGCACCUGCACCGGCGGCGGUGCCGACGCAGCGAACGCGUCCUCGUAGCGUUUUGAAACGGACAUCGCUGCUCGAGCAGCUCCGUGAUCGUAAUGAUGGCGAGAGCGGCACGGCAGAGCUGAGCAAGGUGCCAGCUGGCAGUGCCCUCGUAGCGUCUGGGACAGCAGCGUCGCUGGCGGCUCCUGUGCGCUAUCCUGCGGCCGCUGUGUCGCUGCCGUAUAUUAGCUCGUCCGAAUUCGUUAGUGUACCCCGCCCAAAGCAGCAGCAACAAGUGUGGUCGUCACAUGGAACGCACAGCACCGCAGCAGCAGCGCCUCUGUCCUCGCCCACUGCCUCUGCACAGCUGGAGCGGCAGCAGCAAGCCCUACGCGACGCCUUCACACACGCACGACAGUACCACAAUGUGCGUCUUGCCAAAGACCCCGGCGUCUACCGCGCAGAGUGCCGGGCUUUCCGCCAGGCCCACCGAGGUCGAUCGCCGACGCAGCAAGAGGUAAGUCGCACCGUUGCCGUUCCCUUGGCGCCGGUCGCCGCGCUCAAGACACUAGCCCACACGGAUGCCACGCGAUCCUCGCUGCACGCCGCGACCGAGGCCGCCGUGUUGCUGCACAGCGCCGUGGUGAAAAAUGAGCUCGUGAAGAGCAGCACGCCGCAGCUCGUCCGCUGCCUUCGCUGCUUUCACGUGUACAUAGCCCGCCCGCGAACGCUGUGGGGAGGCGAGGUGGAGCAGAGCGGCAUCGAGUACGAAAAGGCACAGAAAGCGCAUCGACUUCAGAGGCCGGCACCUGGCAAGCGUGCGAGGAGCGUGGGCCGGCGUCGACGCGCACAUGAAGAGGACCCGAUCUGCUGUCCAAAGUGCCGCAGCCCUCGCGCGCAGUGGAUGAUGGAGUACGUGCACCACCACACUCACGAGCGAGUGUGA
Messenger RNA from Leishmania major strain Friedlin, 1095 nucleotides. RefSeq lists its product as hypothetical. NCBI's taxonomy places the organism in Eukaryota, Euglenozoa, Kinetoplastea, Trypanosomatida, Trypanosomatidae. The record is from RefSeq and is a predicted model, not a curated record. The transcript has a single exon. Bases 1 to 1095 code for a protein of 364 amino acids.